AUGAUCUAUUAACUACAGUAUACCACCAAACUAUCAGAAACCCUGAACAAUAGCAAAGAUUAUUGCUCAUUGCAAAAUACAAAGUGGGUUGCUCCAAGACCCAAUUAACAUCGGAUGGAGUAUCUGUAAUUCACUUAAAGAAACAAAACUCAUUCUAAAUACCCACAAGAUAUGCUAUUCUGUCUCAUCUCUAAGGGACUUGUUCCAAUAUAAAAAUAGAAAAUGGUUAAUUUUUCAUCGAAUGAUACUUCAUGCAAUUACAAGGAUAUCACUUCUGAAAUUAAAUAAGAACACCCCUAUUUUAGUUCAAAGCUCAACCCUUCGAUUUCAGAGGUGGACAGAUGUCUCUAAAUUAAAUAACCACACAGAAAAUAAAAAUCUAUCCGAUCCUACAUUAGGGGCUAAUCAAAGGAUAAAGAUCCAAUUGAAAUUUCUACCUCCAAAAGCUGUAAAUUGAUAAGUCCUGUGACCAAUCAAAGGGAUUAAAAGAGACUAGUUCAUCGCUUUGAGUCCAAGCAGAACAAUGACAAGUUUACCAGAACCUCAUCCACUCCUUUCAUCUAUAAGACGGCCCAAAAUGAUAAUCUGACCAGUCGUUCAGGUUCACCAACAUAAAGAUCUAAAUCAAAGUCAAAUAAAACUUAAAAGCAAAACACUCAGUCAAAAUUGACCCAAAUUAAUGAGGUUAGAUCUUUUCAACGUCAUCAAGAUACGCAAGUAUAAUAAUCAAGUAAUUAAAAAAUUUCAGAAUCAGCCGAAAAGAGAUUAUAAGUUAAAAGAAAGAAAAGACUAAAAUUUCAAACAACAACUUAAUAACAGUAAAUCUUAUAACAACAAAAUUCUUAAAAGGAUAAACUUAAUUAAAAGCACACUUCCUAUCGUUGCUUUAUAAACAAAAUCAAUUUUUCCAAUAACCAAUGCAUUUAAUCUCCUUUCAAGAUGGAUGUUCCUGCUUAUUACUUUUAUGUGGGUAAGGGCAACAAUGGAAAUCUGUUAAAGAAUCUUUUCAGAUAGAGAUGGUGGUGGCAAGAAGUAGAUACAUUGGAUAUAAAUAAAGUGAACAUGGCUUGGACUUAAUUGAAACAAAAUGCCCUCAUUGACUGUUUACCUACUUUUAACAUUAAUGAUACGAAUGAUCCCUUUGUUCAUGAAGAUACUGUUGUUGGAUCAAAUGACUCAGAAUUAGACAUACAUAUUAAACCUAGAUCAUCUUUAAACACUCUGAGUAUUAACCAAAUCUUAAAGUAAUCCAUCCAAUCUAAGAAAGAUUUGUAAAUCAAUAAUUUGAGUUUAUUGAGGAGGAUCUUUAAUCAAGUUGAUUUACACAGGAUUCUCAAUUAUAUGAAAUCAAAUAAUUAAUGGGAUUCAUAAAUUGUAUUCAGUGAUUGCACUGAGAAACUGUUAAUGUCUAUCAAAGGAUUACAGACUGUCAUUCAGUUAGAUAGUAGGAAUUACAAAAUGCACAAUCAUAUGCAAGACAACUGGCAUUUAGGGAAUAAGAAAGCUCUCUUUUACAAUAUGAGAAAUUACUUCAAAACCAUAAAGGAAGAUUACACUAAGUAUAUUCCUAUUACUUUUCAUAUAUAAACUGGAAUGACUGAUGCUGAAUACUUCACAUUUGUUGAGUAUUAUAACAAAAGACAAGAGGAGGUCAAAGAAAUGGAACGUAAAUCAUACUUGGAGCAUCGAAGAGAGAAGAAACCAAAACCAAUUAAUCUAUGGAUUGUGAAGCCAGGGGAAUGCACUAACAGGGGAAAUGGAAUCACUGUUUGUUAGGAUUUACAAGAAAUCAAUAAAAUCUUAAAUGAAGAAUAGCCUGAUGGCAGACAAAGAACAUAUAUUGUUUAAUAGUACAUCGAUAAUCCAUUCUUGUACAAUAAAAGGAAAUUUGAUAUUCGAUGUUACAUGUUGUUAACUUCCUAAAAUGGUAUCUUUAAAGGAUACUGGUAUUAGGAAGGUUAUAUUCGAACUUCAUCAAAAGAGUUUACAACUAAAUGUUUGAAUAAAUACAUUCACUUAACAAAUGAUGCUGUUUAAUCAAGGGAUGAAGAUUAUGGAAAAUUUGAGUUUGGUAACAAGAUCUCCUUUCUUGAAUAUUAGAGAUACCUUGAUACCUAUCACUCUUAAUCUAAAUUCAAUUUUUUUAUAGAUAUCUAUCCUAGGAUGAAGAGUAUUGCUUUGGAUCUCAUGAAGGCUUCAUAUGGUAAAAUAGAUCCAGAGAGAAGAUCAAAUAGUUUUGAAUUAUUUGGAUUGGACUUCAUGAUCGAUGACAAUUUCAAACUUUGGCUGAUUGAAGCAAACACAAAUCCAUGUCUAGAGCAAUCUUGUCCACUGUUGAGUAGAAUUAUUCCGACUAUGGUGGAGAACUUAUUUCGAAUUGCAAUCGACCCUAUUUUUCCUCCUCCUUAUUUUGAAGAAUGGCCUCAAAAUAAGAAGUUAUUCAUUCCAGAUAAUGUGUUGGAAAACAAUCGAUUUGAACUUAUUUUCGAUGAAUUAAUUGAGAAGAAAGCUAUGUUCAAUUUAUACAGGGAUACUAUAGUAGAAUAAGAUGGUUUCAAAAUAGAGGAGGAAGAGGAAGAAGAAGAAAAAGAUUGA
This is a messenger RNA of Paramecium tetraurelia, 2595 nucleotides long. RefSeq lists its product as uncharacterized. NCBI's taxonomy places the organism in Eukaryota, Ciliophora, Oligohymenophorea, Peniculida, Parameciidae. Gene Ontology annotation, biological process: protein modification process. The transcript has 5 exons. The record is from RefSeq and is a predicted model, not a curated record.